Molecule: messenger RNA, 5264 nt
Organism: Elephantulus edwardii (Cape elephant shrew)
Lineage: Eukaryota; Metazoa; Chordata; Mammalia; Macroscelidea; Macroscelididae
Gene: RREB1
Product: ras responsive element binding protein 1
Exons: 10
Coding region: 42-5264 (1740 amino acids)
Biological process (GO): regulation of transcription by RNA polymerase II
Cellular component (GO): nucleus
Molecular function (GO): DNA-binding transcription activator activity, RNA polymerase II-specific; RNA polymerase II cis-regulatory region sequence-specific DNA binding
Source: RefSeq, a predicted model, not a curated record
UGACCAAGGCUUCUUCGGAGCUUGAACCACUGGCUGUCCCAAUGACGUCAAGUUUGCCCCCUGGCUUGGAAGGCUCAGAUUUAGCAUCCAUCAACACCAUGAUGUCGGCAGUGAUGAGUGGAGGGAAGAUUGCUGAGAAUGGCGGUAGCGCCCCAGCCAUCAAGUCCCCCACGAAGCCUCCAGGACCGAAUCGGAUAGGCAGAAGGAACCAGGAAACUAAAGAAGAAAAGUCUUCCUAUAACUGUCCCCUGUGUGAGAAGAUUUGCACUACACAGCAUCAGCUAACUAUGCAUAUUCGUCAGCACAACACGGACACUGGAGGAGCUGACCACUCCUGCAGCAUCUGUGGGAAGUCGUUGAGCUCGGCCAGCUCCCUGGACCGCCAUAUGCUGGUGCACUCUGGUGAACGACCGUACAAAUGCACUGUGUGUGGCCAAUCUUUCACCACCAACGGGAACAUGCACAGACAUAUGAAGAUUCAUGAGAAGGACCCUAACGGUGCUGCAUCUGCAGCUCCCCCAUCUCCACUGAAGCGUAGGCGACUGCCCCCCAAGAGGAAACUGAGUCACGAUGCUGAGUUUGAGAAGGAAGACCCCACAUGUGCUAAAAAGAUGUUAGAAGAUGGACAGGCAAGUGACCUGGAGAAGAAGACUGAUGAAGUUUUUCACUGCCCAGCAUGUUUCAAAGAGUUUGUCUGCAAAUAUGGACUGGAGACCCACAUGGAGACACAUUCAGACAAUCCCCUAAGAUGUGACAUUUGCUGUGUCACCUUUCGAACACAUCGGGGAUUGCUCCGUCACAACGCGCUUGUGCACAAACAGCUUCCGAGAGACGCCAUGGGGAGGCCCUUUAUUCAGAACAACCCUUUAAUACCUGCUGGCUUCCACGACCUGGGAUUCACCGACUUCUCCUGCCGGAAGUUUCCUCGCAUUUCUCAGGCCUGGUGUGAAGCAAACCUGCGACGGUGCAUCAGCGAGCAGCACCGCUUUGUCUGCGAGACUUGCGACAAGGCCUUCCCCAUGCUCUCCUCACUCACGCUGCACCGCCAGACCCACAGCUCUGGAAACCCAGGGCGGGAGAAGCCACAGGCCAAGCCCCUGGCCGGGGACACUGUUGACCAAAAGGUCUUCCUGGCCUUGCUGGGCCUGCAGCACACCAAAGACGAGAAGCCCACCCUCGCCGAGGAGCUGCCGGAUGACAACCAAGCCAUCCAGCUCGAGACACUCAGGUGCCAGCUACCUCAGGAGCCCGCCUGUGCCAGCCUGCUGAGUCUCUCCCCUUUUGAGGCCACCUCUCUGGGAGGCCCGCUUGCUGUCCUCCCCACCACCAAGGAGAACAUAAAGCAUUUGUCCCUGCAGCCCUUCCAGAAGGGCUUCAUCAUCCAGCCCGACAGCAGUAUUGUGGUCAAGCCCAUCUCCAGCGAGUCUGCCAUCGAGCUGGCUGACAUCCAGCAGAUCCUGAAGAUGGCAGCCUCUGCUCCCCCACAGAUCAGUCUUCCGCCUCUCUCCAAGGCCCCUGCCACCCCCAUGCAGGCCAUCUUCAAGCACAUGCCUCCACUGAAGCCAAAGCCCCUGGUUACGCCACGCACAGUGGUGGCCACCUCAACGCCCCCACCGCUUGUCAACACCCAACAGUCCUCCCCUGGCAGCGUCAGCCCCAGCCUGCCACCUCCUCCGCUCAAACUGCUAAAGGGCUCAGUGGAGGCCGUCUCCAGUGCCCAGCUGCUGCAGGCCAAGGCCGGAGCCCAGCCCAGCGCUGCCACCCAGCUCUUCCUGCAGCCCCUGGCUGAGCUGCAAGGCCAGGCUGAGUUGAAGACACGACUGGAGCAGGACAGCAUCAUCGAGGCGCUGCUGCCUCUCAGCAUGGAGGCCAAAAUCAAGCAAGAAAUCACGGAAGGCGACCUCAAGGCCCUCAUGGCAGGGUCUGCCAGCAAGAAGACCCCGGCCAUGCGCAAAGUCCUCUACCCCUGCCGCUUCUGCAACCAGGUGUUUGCCUUCUCUGGGGUGCUGCGCGCCCAUGUGCGCUCCCACCUCGGCAUCUCGCCCUACCAGUGCAACAUCUGCGACUACAUUGCCGCUGACAAGGCCGCCCUCAUCCGCCACCUGCGCACACACAGCGGGGAACGGCCCUAUGUCUGCAAGAUCUGCCACUACCCCUUCACAGUCAAGGCCAACUGCGAGCGGCACUUGCGCAAGAAGCACCUCAAGGCCACGCGCAAGGACAUCGAGAAGAACAUCGAGUACGUCAGCAGCGGUGCAGCGGAGAUGGUGGACGCCCUGUGUGCCCCAGACGCGGUGUGCCGGCUGUGCGGCGAGGACCUGAAGCACUACCGCGCGCUCCGCAUCCACAUGCGCACGCACUGUGGCCGCGGCCUGGGUGGCUGCCAAAAGGGCCGCAAGCCAUUCGAGUGCAAGGUGUGCAGUGCCCCCUUCGUUGCCAAGCGCAACUGCAUCCACCAUAUCCUCAAGCAGCACCUGCACGUGCCGGAGCAGGAGAUCGAGAGCUACAUCCUGGCCACAGACAGUGGGGGUGCCGGAGAGGGGCCAGCUGCAGACACCGCCAGCAUGGUGGAGGAAGGCGGCUGCGGGGCCUUUGCUGACCACAAGCCUAUAGCGGCCUUCCUGGAGCCCCAGAACGGCUUCUUACACGGGGGUCCCACCCCAGCCCCCCACAUCUCUGUUAAGCUGGAGCCCACCAGUAGUUUUGCAGUGGAUUUCAACGAACCCCUUGACUUUUCCCAGAAGGGCCUGGCCUUGGUCCAUGUGAAACAAGAGAGCUCCACCUCUUUCCUCAGCCCCUCCUCCCUGGCCCCCUACGACUGUUCCAUGGAGCCCAUAGAUCUCUCCAUCCCCAAGAACCCCAAGAGAGGAGACCAGGACUUGGCUGCCUCAGAUGAGGCCAAGAAACCCGAGCAGGAGCCCCAGGAAGGCGAGCAACCCCUGGUCUGUCCAUCUCUGUGCCCCACCCUGCCAGCAGUGUUGGGGCCCACUGGGGGCUUGGACAAACCUGGAACCCUGGCACUAGCCACCUCCACGACACCCCACCAGGAGCCCAAUGCACAGGCCAUGCAGGGGCCCGUCCAGCUCGCGGUCCCCAUCUACUCCUCAGCCCUUUUGGGCAAUCCCACCCUCCUGAGCAGCUCAGCCCUCAUUAGCAGCUCAGCCCUGCUCCGGCCACUGCGCCCCAAGCCGCCCCUGCUCUUGCCAAAGCCCCCUGUGACCGAGGAGCUGCCCCCACUGGCCUCUAUUGCCCAAAUCAUCUCUUCUGUGUCCUCAGCCCCCACCCUGCUGAAGACCAAAGUGGCCGAGUCCGGGCCCUCCAGCACCAGCAGUGGCCUCUCGGGCACCGACUCGGUGGGGGGCACCAUGGCCAAAUCCAGCCCUAGUGAAGCCACAAGCCCACAGGAAUCCAAGGACCCACCUACAAUGGCCACUAGUCCUGAGGCCACCUCUCCCACCGACCAGGGGCCAGCUAGCGCAUCUAGGAAGAGGGGCCGGAAGAAAGGGGUGCGAAGCCGGGCCAAGAACAGCAGUGGCGGUGUGGACCUGGACUCCAGCGGGGAGUUCGCCAGCAUUGAGAAGAUGCUGGCCACCACCGACACCAACAAGUUCAGCCCAUUCCUACAGAGCGCCGAGGAUGGAGUGCAAGAGGAGGUGUCUGCAGCCUUGACUGACCCCCACAUCAGUGACGAUGAGCAGGCCAGCCCCCCAGAGGACAAAGGGCUGAGGGCCAGGCGCAACUCCUAUGCCAACUGCCAGCAGAAGAUCAGCUGCCCCCACUGCCCACGGGUAUUCCCGUGGGCCAGCUCCCUGCAGAGGCACAUGCUCACACACACCGGUCAGAAGCCCUUCCCUUGUCAAAAAUGUGAUGCCUUCUUUUCUACCAAAUCUAACUGUGAACGCCACCAGUUACGCAAACACGGAGUUACCAACUGCUCCCUGAGAAGAAACGGGCUUUUCCCCCAGUCCAGAGAGAGAGAUGUUGGAGCUCAGGAUAGCACAGAUAGCCAGUCAGACACGGAGACAUCGACGGCUGGAAAUGAGGUGCUGGACCUAACCUCUAGGGACAAAGAACAGCAGGAACCAGAGGGGGCCCCUGAGCCCAGCCAGAUGGGAGAUGAGCCCCCCACAGAGGAAGAAAAGGGGGAAGCACCUUCACCUGGGAGUGGAGAGGAAAAGGAAGAGGAGGACGAUGGAGAGCAAGAGGAGAGCGGUACCACAGAGGAAAGGGACGAGGACACUGAGGGCCCAGAGGAAGACACCGUCAGCAACAAGAGCCUGGACAUCAACCUUGCCAGCAAGCUGAUGGACUUCAAGCUCGCGGAGGGCACCACAGGCGGUGGGAGGUCCCCCCAGCAGGAGCUGAAGCACACCUGCGACAUCUGUGGGAAGAGCUUUAAGUUCUUGGGAACGCUGAGCCGUCACAAGAAGGCCCAUGGCCGAGAAGAGCAGAAAGAAGAAGGCAAGCAGGGAGGGUCACCUGAGGAGCCACCACCAUCCCCUGAAACCAGCCCUGCACCUGAGCCUGAGGAGAUGCCUGCAGGCCCUUCUGUGAGUGCCGAGGAGGCUGAACCAGAAAAGCCACAGGAGGAGGUGGAGGCUGUCUCUGAGGGGGAAGGCACAGCUGAGAAGAAGGCCUCGGAGAAGAGCGAUGAUGACAAGAAACCAAAGACAGACUCCCCCAAGAGUGUGGCCAGCAAGGCUGACAAGAGGAAGAAGGUGUGCAGCGUGUGCACUAAAAGGUUUUGGUCCCUGCAGGACCUGACUCGGCACAUGAGGUCGCACACAGGCGAAAGACCAUACAAGUGCCAGACCUGUGAGCGGACCUUCACACUCAAGCACAGCCUGGUCCGCCACCAGCGCAUCCACCAGAAGGCCCGGCACCAUGGGAAGGACGGUGACCAGGACGAGAAGGGUGAAGAGGACAGUGAGAAUGAGUCCACGCACAGCAGCAACAACCCCGUCUCCGAGAGCGAGCCCGAGUCCUCACUGACUACCAGCAACCACAUGGCCAUCACGAGGAGCCGCAAGGAGAUCCUAGCCAAGGAGGCCGGCCGCAAGGAAGACAAGGCAGGUGGUCGGGUGGCCGGCGCCUAUCAGGCCGACUCCAGCAAGAGUGCACCCAGAGAGCAGACGUCGCAAGGUCCCACUGACCAGGAGGGCCAGGGGACCAUCGCACAGGACCCUCCAGAGCUACCCAGCAGGAGGCCAGCCCAGCCCCUCCUGGCCUCUGACAGCCCCACUCAGCCCCUGGGAGUGGAAUGA